AGCCAGCCACGCAGUCGUGCGUCGUGCUUCUAUUUUUACACUAAAAAGCUAUUUUUGAGCAGGGGCCGCACCAGCGUGCUUUUACACUCUCGGCUGCAGAGAAGACAGUAUAAGAAGCUGUGGGCGACGACAGCUCCGAGUACUUCUGUCUCGUUUUCCGCGCCGCCGUCAUGUCAAUGCGCAAUUGCGCAGCGAGGAAGCCCUCAGCUGUGAGACCAGUGGCAUGACAAGGGUGCUUGAAAACUACCGCAGCGCCCCACCAGCACAAGCCUCCCGCUGUGACCCCGUUCCCAUGACACGGAGCCUGAGAUCUCCUCAUGGUAAUCAGGUGAGCUGCGUGAAUCCUUCGCCGCGGACGCUGCCGGAGAGACCGCUCCGUUCACUGGAGGCGUUUGGUGCUCGGGGAGCGAGAGAAUGACAGUGUGCUGGACACUCACGAUGACAGUUCGCAUCAGGACUGUGGAUGCACUCAGCAGAAGAGUGGAUAUUUGAGAGGAAGCACCAUGGACGCAGCGGACAUAGUUGCUUCCGUGUUGGUUUUGGGGAUUAUUAUCGUGUCGCUGCUGUCCAACGUUGUGGUGCUGAUCUGCUUUCUGUACAACCCGGAGAUCCGCAGACAGGUACCCGGUCUCUUUAUUCUCAACUUGACGUUUUGCAACCUGUUGCUAAGCGUGUCCAACAUGCCACUAACUCUGGUCGGGCUCAUCACCACGGGCCACCCCGGAGGCAGCGGCUUCUGUCAGGUUGUGGGUUUCCUCGACACUUUUCUCACCACGAACUCCAUGCUCAGCAUGGCAGCCCUCAGCAUCGACCGGUGGGUCGCUGUGGUGUUCCCGCUGAGCUACCACUCCAGAAUUCGGCACCGGGACGCAGUGAUCGCGCUCGGAUACACGUGGAUACACUCGCUCUGCUUCUCCACCGUGGCCACCUGCCGCUCCUGGGUCGGGUACCACCACCUUUACGCAUCGUGCACUCUCUGCAAUGUGCGGGCGAAGGGAGCCGGGACCCAGUUUAUCAUUUUCACCGUGGCUUUGCACUCUCUCACGUUCCUCCUCACGCUCAUCGUGAUGUGUGUCACGUAUCUGAAAGUGCUGAAAGUUGCGAGGUUUCACUGUAAACGCAUCGACGUGAUCACUAUGCAGACGCUGGUGCUGCUUGUGGAUAUUCACCCCAGCGUGCGACAGAAAUGCUUGGAUGAGCAGAAGCGGAGGCGGCUGAGGGCCACCAAGAAGAUCAGCACGUUCAUCGGCACAUUCGUGGUGUGCUUCAGCCCGUAUGUCAUCACAAGAAUUGUGGAGCUCUUCCUCCCAGGGCCCAUAAGCCCUCACUGGGGCGUGCUGUCCAAGUGUUUGGCCUACAGCAAGGCAGCAAGCGACCCGUUCGUCUACUCACUGCUGCGUCACCAGUACAGGAAGACCUGCAGCCUGCUGGCUAACAAAGUCCUCAAGAGGAGUCCGCUCAACUCCUCCUCCCUCAGGAUGGAGAACAACGGGGGAAGGAGCAACGGCAACUCCAGCGCAAUCAACAACACUCAACCGCAGACCAACAACACUCAACUGCAGACCAACAACACUCAACCGCAGACCAACAACACUCAACCGCAGACCAACAACAUCCACCCGACAACCAACAAGCUUGUUGGCCAGUGAAGGUCAUCACUUUCAGAGACAAUUCAGGUACUUUAUCAUGCGAGGAGGCAUGAUCGAUCUCUGUGUGACGGUGCAACAUCAGAGUUGAACAAGCUUGUCUCUUGAUUACGUGUUGAAGUACAAGGCUGGCAAUGUUCUAUACUUUUCUGAUCAUCAACAGCAUCCCACCAAAAGGACCCUCUUCAUCUUUCCCAGCCUGCCUGUGGCACUCAUUCUUUCCUGCAGAUGACAUAAGACUUAAAAAUAGGUCACAAAUAAAUCCAUUCAUUCUCGAAGGAGGUUAAAUAAUUUCCCGCAGCAGCUCGGCACUGCAGAGUUUUUGCAAACGCUCAAAAGAUGCACACGCAGGAGACAUCAGAUGUGGUCCACUGAAAAAAAAUCUAUGGCUUAGCUACGAGCCAAUGUUACACUAGCAGGAGUCAAAGUACAUGAUAGUGUAUACAGUGGAGAUUUGUAUUAAGUUACAGAGCAUGUGUACAGUCAGCUGCAGCCUGAUGUAACUCAUUGACCAACUAACGAAUGGGAUGUGAGAUAAUCACCUGAUACCAGUUCAUCAGGACAGUGUGCAGCUACUUUUUGCAGCUUGUGUUUGUUCAGAGGGUUGCAGGAAUAAGAUUUUAGCUGAAUUGAAUUGUAAAAGGAGGCUUGUCGCUAUGGUUACUCAUUUUAGAUACAGGCUAACGGCAUUAAUCUAGAACGCUGAACAGACAGUUUCACAGGAACUACUUUGUGGCUCCGUACGUACUGUAGAUGCAGCCAAUCAGAGCUGAGUGUCCACUCAGACGACACAUAACUCGAGAUAAACUACAGUUGGCAUGUUCACAUGGUGGAAUCACAGGUACUGUUCAAAUCAUUGACAAUUCAAUCAAUUCAUUUUCAAUCAGUUCAUUGAGAAAUACAGAAUCUCGCCUGCCUUGUCCUUCAAAGAAGAGCAGACCGACCACUUUUGUAGGUUGUGUGUAGAUUGGAAUGAGAUUUCAUUACCAGUGUAAUACAGUCGUUUUCUGCAAAGAGUGACAGUUUCUAACGAGAUGAUUUUGUAGCAUACUAGUAAUUUUUGUGUCUCUGUAAGAAUUCAUGUCAUUAAACGCACAACCUGUGAUGUGAACAAGAGUGUGGCCCCAUCUCCAAACCUCACUCCCAAAUUGAUUAGAGGAUCUUUUAUGUAGACUAAUGGUGCGUUCAGAUCGAACGUUUGCGUGAGUUAUAUUGUGGGAUCAUUUAUAUAUUACUAAUAUUAUUAUUGUUCCCCAAACAGCCAGAACACUGUCAUUCAGUGACCAACAGCAUGCAUGGAGGGUGUGUAUCUAUGUGUCUCUCAGCAGUAUUCUUUCUUCCUCUCCCCUCUCCUUCUCAUAAAAACAAAGUACAUCUCCCCUCCAGAUCCAUUUAGCUGCAGUCAGCGCAGUCCAACACUCAGACAACAGAGGUCACCUCAGCAGAUCGCUGCUGCAGUCAGGUUGAUCAACAGGAGUGAAGAGGAAUCAACUGUUUUAAUCUCAAAAAAGUUCAAAACCCGACAACACACGUGCACACGUUUUUUGCAGAAAGUUAAAUGUGUUCAACUGGCAAGAAUACGCACUCCUCACGUAUGCAUCUUUGUAUGUAAUCUAGAUUGGGAAACACUUGCCUCGCGUACGGUCUGAAUGCCCCGUAACAAUAAACUACAGUUUUAGAUAUUAAUAUUGAUGCUAAGUUUGGUAUAAAUCAGUUUCAUACCUUUCAUUACCUCAAGUCAGUAUAGUUGUAAAUGACAUUGUCUAAAAAAAAAAAAAAAUCACUGUUUGGGCCUUUAAAUCUGAAUAGUUUUACAUCCCAUCUGAUUCGAUUAAAGCAUAACAUGUGACCUCAGUGGUGACUCUCUCCGGCUGGAUCAAGUAGUUUUGGCUACUGUGUUAAAGGAAUAGUACAAAGUAAAUGAUGAUGUUGACGCCGCAGUCACGUUGCGGCGCGCCACGCUGAUGGUUUGAAUUGACAUCACCAUAUGUUGUAGCUGUGAGGCCUGAGUUCUAAAGUGCCUUUUUUUAGACCAUGAGCUCUCUAAUCGAAUCAAAACAGAGUAAAAAAACUCUUUUCACAUUCUGUCAUCUGCUUGGUAUUCUGUGCUGUGGUGAAGCGUGAUAAUAGAGCCUGUUAACGCGGUAGGGUCAAAGUGCAAGAACGUUUUUCAAGUAAUGUUUAUUUUGUAUACCACCACAUCUUAUUGGUACAUCAGGCAAAAACAGGGUGAAAUAUUAUUUGAAUGUGGUAGCAACUAUUCAGUGAUGUGUAAUUAACAUUCCAGCUCAUGCUGUAUGAGCGGCCAUGUGACGUCUGGGUUGCUAAAAUGAUUCAUUUUGGACAACACUGGCGAAUCAGGAUGUUGUGUUUUUACUUUACUGUGACAGUAUGAAGCCUUUAAAAAACAUAAAAUCUAUUUAUUUUUGUCAAAUCUGUGUCUGAUUUUUUGCUAAAUACGUUUGUGAAUAUAUU
Molecule: messenger RNA, 4121 nt
Organism: Acanthopagrus latus (yellowfin seabream)
Lineage: Eukaryota; Metazoa; Chordata; Actinopteri; Spariformes; Sparidae
Product: G-protein coupled receptor 26-like
Exons: 3
Coding region: 504-1649 (381 amino acids)
Biological process (GO): adenylate cyclase-activating G protein-coupled receptor signaling pathway
Cellular component (GO): membrane
Molecular function (GO): G protein-coupled receptor activity
Source: RefSeq, a predicted model, not a curated record